Molecule: messenger RNA, 3620 nt
Organism: Solanum tuberosum (potato)
Lineage: Eukaryota; Viridiplantae; Streptophyta; Magnoliopsida; Solanales; Solanaceae
Exons: 21
Coding region: 132-3386 (1084 amino acids)
Biological process (GO): protein import into nucleus; protein export from nucleus
Cellular component (GO): nuclear envelope; cytosol
Molecular function (GO): nuclear export signal receptor activity
Source: RefSeq, a predicted model, not a curated record
AUCAAUUUUCCCGCGCUUUCAACUGUUUUAGCCAACUAUUUGUUUCUUUUUACAACUCUUUGCCAACUUGUGUAGUGUUUGUAGCUGCAGUCUUUGCUAGGGUUCUGCCGCUGCGCCACCACUUAUACGUUAUGGAAAUUCAUCAAAUUGCUCAGCUCCUCAAUCAAACUCUGAGCCCCGACGGUGCCGUCAUCAAUGCCGCCACCGAUGCUCUCGAUCACCUCUCUACUCUCCCAGAAUUUCCCUUCACUCUGCUCUCUAUCGCCAUAGGAGGUGAGAACGGAGGUCAGAAAGUAGCUGCAGCCACAUAUCUCAAGAACUUCACUAGAAGAAAUGUUGAUUCCAUUGAUACAAAUUCAGGAAUCACCAAAGAGUUUAGAGAUGCAUUUGUGCGCGCUUUGCUUCAUGCCGAACCUAUGACUCUUAAAAUAUUAGUUGAAGCUUUUCGCUCAAUUAUUGCAGUUGAGUUUGUGAAGAAGGAUGCUUGGCCUGAGCUUGUGCCUGAGCUAAGGUCGGUCAUUCAGCGCAGUGAUAUGAUUGAUAAGAAUCCGAAUUCUGAAUGGAAAACCAUCAACGCUCUAACCAUUCUUCACUCACUGAUUAGACCCUUCCAGUACUUUUUGAAUCCAAAACUUGUGAAGGAGCCAGUUCCACCACAGCUAGAACUUAUUACAAGAGAGAUCCUUGUACCCUUACUUGCUGUAUUUCACCUCUGCACCGAAAAGGUAUCAGAUGCCCAACAUACAUCAGAAGUGCAGACAGAAACUAUCCUUCUCAUCACAUGCAAGUGCAUCUAUUUUGCGGUGAAAUCUCACAUGCCGUCUGCCUUGGCUCCUCUGCUUCCUUCUAUUUGUCAAGAUCUGAUACGAAUCCUGAAUUCUUUAAGUUUUGAUGGUGGCUUGACUUGCAAAGAUGGGUAUUCUCUGCGGAUGAAGACUGCAAAGCGAAGUCUGCUGAUUUUCUGUGCUUUAGUCUCCCGGCACCGGAAGUUUGCUGACAAACUGAUGCCUGAUAUGGUGAAAUGCGUUUCAGAGAUUGUCAAGCAUAGCACAAUCAUAAGUAAACUGGAUCCGCUGUCAGAAAGGACUGUAUCGUUAGCCUUUGAUGUUAUUUCUCGUGUUUUAGAGACAGGUCCGGGAUGGCGACUGGUUUCACCUCACUUUUCUUCCUUGCUUAAUUCUGCAAUCUUCCCAGCUCUUGUGAAGAAUGAGAAGGACACAGUAGAGUGGGAAGAAGAUCCGGAUGAAUACAUAAGGAAAAAUCUUCCGUCUGACCUUGAAGAAAUUUCUGGAUUGAGAGAUGACUUGUUUACAGCAAGGAAAAGUGCUUUAAACUUGCUUGGUGUUAUUUCAUUAUCUAAGGGACCGCCAGUCAAGACUUCUACAGCUUCAUCAAAGCGUAAGAAAGGAGAAAAGAACAAAAGAAAAGGUUACAGCUCGAUGGGGGAGUUGUUGGUGCUUCCAUUCUUGUCAAAGUUUCCUGUUCCAACCGAUAAUGGAGAAAACACAGUAAAUGAAUAUUACGGAGUCCUGAUGGCCUAUAGCAGCCUUUUAGAUUUUCUAACAGAGCAGAGUCCUGGAUUUACGGAUACUCUAGUUAGGAAUCGGGUGCUACCACUGUAUGAAACACCAACUCCUCAACCAUAUUUAAUUGCCACUGCAAAUUGGGUCCUAGGAGAGCUUGCUUCAUGCCUUUCUGAAGGUAUGAGUGCUGAUAUUUAUUCUUCAUUAGUGAAAGCAUUACAAAUGUCAGAUAUAGGGGAUGUUUCUUGUUAUCCUGUGCGGGUGACAGCUGCUGCUGCGAUUGCCCAACUCGUUGAAAAUGAGUACAUGCCACCUGAGUGGUUACCACUUCUUCAAGUGGUUUGUCAUAGGAUUAGUGAUGAGGAAGAAGAUAGCUCCAUUUACUUUCAGCUUCUAAGUACUAUGGUCGAGGCUGCAACUGAAAAACUUUCACCGCAUAUUCCAGAUAUUGUUUGUCUGUUGGUUAAAGAAACUUCAAAGAACUUGCCUUUAGAUCUGGAGCCAUGGCCUCUGAUGGUGGAACAGUGCUUUGCAACACUAGCAGUGAUGGCUCAGUGUUGGGAAAACUCAGCAUCGGAAGAAAAUGAGCAGGAUGAUUCUAGUCAAUUGUGGCUUUCUGGUCAGACCACCAUGAUGAGAGCAUUUUCAGAUCUCCUACAGCAUGCGUGGCUAAGAUCUGCUCCACUGAUGGAACAUGAGGUUGCCUUCUCAGUGCCCCCUUCAUCAUGUGUUGAUGACUGCUCCACAUUGCUUGGUUUCAUUUUGCAAGGAAUUACCCAAGCUGACGAUCUUUUGAAGCUAAAAGUCUCAGAGCUGAUGCUGGUCUGGUCAUAUCUCAUAGCUGACUGGCAUGCAUGGGAGGAGAUGGAGGAUUUAUCAGCUUUUAACUGUAUCAAGAAAGCAGUUAGCCUAAACAAGAAAUUUGCUGUGAAGAACUUUCUUGUGGGGAAGCUGCCGUUGCCUCCUGCUCCACCUGUUCCCCAAAAAUCCAUCCUUGAAGGAAUUGGUGCAUUCAUUACCGAAGCUUUCUCACAAUAUCCAUCUGCAGUAUGGAGGGCAUCCUCUUGUGUCCACAUUCUGUUACAUAAUCCCAGUUACUUACCUGAAGGAGAAGGUGUCAAGCAAUCUUUGGUGAUUUCCUUGUGUCAGGCAGCAUUUUCUCGUUUUAGAGAGAUUAAAAACCAGCCUGUCCCACUAUGGAAUCCUUUGUUGCUUGCAAUAGCGUCGUGUUAUUUGUGUUUUCCUGAUAUUGUAGAGAAGAUUAUAGAGGGCAUUGAGCAUGAAGGCUUUACAAGCUUCCUAUCCGCUUUGGCAAUUAUCUCAACAAGCAGAUUUGACCAUAGUUUGUCAUCAGAGGCUGAGAUCAAGUUGGUAGUGAUGGCACUGGCACAAUCUCUUGACAAGCUGAUAGGACGGCAAAAUGAAGGGAGUUUAUUGCUACAUGAUUGCGUUGCAUCACUGAUGGAGGCAUUUCUGAAGUUUAAAGAACUGGAAGAAGAAGAGGAAGAUGAAGAUGAAGAAAGUGAAGAUCAGGCUUCUGGUGAUGAGGAAACUGAAGAUGAUGAUGAUGAGGACUCUGAAGAUGAUGAACGAGAAGAAACUGAACAAGAGUUCUUGGAGAGGUGUGCCAAGACAGCCGCGGAAAUGGAAAAUGGAACCAUUGUGGAAGAAGGUGAUGCGGAAGAUCAAGAGCUAGAAAUUGAACUGGGUUGUUUGGAAGAUGUGGAUCUGGAGAACACUGUGCUUUUGGUAAUUGAAAGAUAUCACCAAGUGCUUUUACGGCUACAGUUGCCACCAGAACUGAUUUCGAGUUUCUUGGAAGCCUUGCCUGAAUGUAAAUUAUACUUCCAACAAGCUAUAUAGAAUAUGAUACAUGCGCUGCUCUUGGCAUUCUUAUUUUUUUAAACCUCUGAUUGUUGUAGUUGUCCAGUGUGCUGUUGGUGGCUGAUUAUUUUGUUUAUUCUUGUAAUAUUUGCCUUCUUGUUGUGCUGAUGGAAGUCUUGUGUUCCAUCUUAAUGUUCUCCUUUUCAUCAGGUGUCUUUGUUAUGAGAAGAAAAAAGUUAAGCAACAAUUAUAAUACAAUUUGAAUUCAAUAUA